Messenger RNA from Acanthopagrus latus (yellowfin seabream), 4196 nucleotides. RefSeq names its product ubiquitin associated protein 1 (gene ubap1). Gene Ontology annotation, molecular function: ubiquitin binding. Bases 240 to 1622 code for a protein of 460 amino acids. The record is from RefSeq and is a predicted model, not a curated record. Gene Ontology annotation, biological process: ubiquitin-dependent protein catabolic process via the multivesicular body sorting pathway. NCBI's taxonomy places the organism in Eukaryota, Metazoa, Chordata, Actinopteri, Spariformes, Sparidae. The transcript has 7 exons. Gene Ontology annotation, cellular component: ESCRT I complex.
CCGUCGGAGCGCGCAGCUGGAUGUAGUUUUGUGAUGCUCUGACGUCACGUAGGUGAGUGACGUCAGACAGGAACCAGUGGAAGGGAGCUUGACAAAUCAAGAUGGCGUCCCACGCUGAAGCAGGAAAGAGAUGUCAUAAAUAAAACUCAUUCGGAGACUAGUUUAUAUUUGAGUGCCACCUCGACAAGACGUCGUUUGGAUUUUGAAAGGAAAAGACGGAGCAGAUACAGAGUCUCUAAAUGGCUGCGAGGAAGUCUGGAGCAGAUGUAUACAACAAUGGACCCAUCAGCUACCUUGAUGAAGUUCCCUUCAAGAUUAAUGAAAAAUUCCGCUGCCCAGCUAAAGUGGGGCUCCCUGUUGGUUUCUGUCCGCCAGACUGCAGCUCUUUGCUGGUGGAAACACAGUAUGACUUUUCUCUGGAGAGGCGUAGCGUGCGCUGGGGGGUUGAACUGGCUGAGGCCAGAGCAGCAGAAGCCAGAGCAGAAGAAGCGGCAGCCAAGCAGGAGGCAGAGAUCAAGGAGUCUUUGGCACAGGCCCAGGACAUUGAUGGUGGUGGAGGGAAGAAACCCCGGUCUGCUGCAGAGGACCAAGACCUUCUUCCACCAGCGCUGAACCCUGUCCUUGCAGGGCUGAGCCAUAACGCCAUCCUAACUCCACUGCCUGCCCCGAGCCUUGGCCCUAGGAAAACCCAGCCAAGCACUCCCCAGCUGCACAGUCUCAAUCUAGCUGACUUUGAGCGGGAAGAGGACCCCUUUGACAAGCUGGAGCUCAAAACUUUGGACGAUAAGGAGGAGCUCAGGAACAUCCUGCAGAGCCAGCCCCAACCUCUACCUCCUCCGUCUGUAUCCCCACCAGAGGUCUCCCAGGGGUCUCGUGGAAACAGCCCAUCCCCUCCUAGCACCAACACCAGCCUCACAGCCAAACCUGGCUUCGCCCAUAAACCCAAUGGGUUGGUUGCCUUGCUGGACAUGGACAGAGUCGGGCAUCCUGGGAGAACAGGGUUUGAAACAGAUGAUCGACCCUGUAACAUUCGCUCUCUCACUUUUCCUAAGCUCUCUGAUUCUGGAGACCCAGACCCAGUGAGGUACAGCCCACUCCCUGCACCCAUCCCGGCCCCCCGACAGAGCCUACCCAAUGGCAGCCCAUCGACCAUACCCACGAGCCAAGUUAUUGUUGCCCCUGAGCCAUCCAGCCACAACAAGGGCGGUGCGCCCAAACUGGCCAACACAGGGUCAGGACCUGCUGGUCUGCCAUGUGGUGGCGCCCUGCUCAGCAUGACCCCCAGCGAGCGCCAAUGUGUGGAAACCCUUGUGGGCAUGGGCUACUCUUAUGAGGGUGUCCUACGAGCCAUGCAGAGACAAGGGCAGAACGUGGAGCAGGUACUGGACUAUCUUUUUGUCCAUGGGCGUCUAUGUGAGCGGGGCUUCGAUGCAAGUGCAGUGGAGGAAUGUUUAGAGAUGUACCAGUGUUCCGAGGAAAAGGCCUUGCAGUUCCUUGAGCUAAUGUCAAGAUUUGGCGAGAUGGGAUUUGAGCGGGAUGCCAUCAAAGAGGUGCUGCUGGUCCACAACAAUGAUCAGGACAAGGCUUUAGAGGACCUGAUGGCUCGGGCUGCAGCAAGCUGAGCCGAGCUAACCAGCCAACCAAAGCCCUGCCCGGGGCUUGCCUCCCGCUACUACCCAACACAGCCCUUUUCCUUCUGCCUACCCUAUCGCACCAUGCCCUGCCCUCGCCUUGGCUGUGGAAGGGACAGCUGGGAGACAGUUGUAUUUCUCUCUGUGCUAAAACGUAUUGUGUCUCAGCACUUCUUAAAGACUGUGUGCCUAGAGUGGAGGGGGUCAAAGUGUAGCCAUACUUCAUGGUGGUGUUUUUUUCUAAGAAAUCCUGGGGUUAGGUUCCAGGAUGUGGUACUUCUAGGGUAUUAAAGAAUGGGGAGAAAGUCUGAGCUAGAGAGGAGAAACUGGAAGAAAUUGGGCUGUGGCUGUUUUGAUGCCAUUCUGAUUUGCUUCCACUUGGAAGUGUUUAUCUGACUGCAGGUGAAGCCACGGGACCGAAUGUGGAGCUGAUCCCAGGCUCUGACAGAAAGCCCAGUUUGAACUCCUGAAACCCUUAAACAACUAAGCUGCCAUCUUCCACUGUUCAGUGCAGACCUAGUACAUGGUGGAGGGGAUCAGGGCCUUGAAGAGGCUCUCUUCAAACUCAGCAAACUAAAAUUUUAAAGAAAAGAGGGGGGAAAAAAAAGGCCCAGACGGCAGACAGAUAACUGACUCUCAAGAAGUGCCCUCUCUGCUCUGGUGCCCUGCACCUAGAUCUGUUCUACUUUAUUCUUUCAUGCAUUCAUUUUUGUUUUCUGUUUCUUUUGGCACUUUUUCAUGUCAAUUUGAAGAUUCCAUUUCUUUGCUUUCUGUUAUAGGAACUGCAUAAUAGAUCACUAGUCAUCAUAACUCACUCAGAACUUAAGGAGAUGCUACUGCCCCAGUAAGCUCUUUGACCUGCACUGGAAUGGCCUGUUCAAGGAGUGGGGAGACAUGUGGAAAGUUUCUCUGUAGGAAAUAAUAAGAAAUGUCCCCAAAACCCACUGACACUGAUGUGUCACAUACUGCACAGGCACACAUUUCAUAAUUAUCAACAUAUUUAAAAUAGUACACUGACACUUUCAUUUAAGAUUUAAGAGUUUGAUAUGAUAAUGUAAGAUAUGUUAACUCACACUUUUAAAUGUCAUGGACUUUCUUUUUGCAGACUGGAAAAGAGUGAGUGGUUUGAAAAAAAAAAAUGUAAGGGUGGGUUGUUUUUACAGCCACAUCAUAGUGCAAUAGAGAAAUUUCAUAUUGUGUGACUGUUGACUGGCACUUUGAGCCUCAAGUAAUUGUUGGGAGUUAAGAGACGGUCUUCAAACCUCCUGAAAAUUUGGUUUUAAAGGUUUAAUUUUAUUGAUUUCUAUCAUUUGUUCUCUGUUAUUGGACUCCAUAUCACAAAAAUCGAAUCAAUCGUGACUUUGGUUUGUAGUAAUACGAAUUGAGUUUUCAUCUUGAAAAUGUUUUUGUUGGCAUCCCCACAGUCUUAAAUGGAGAGUUUAAAAACGCAUGUUAGUCGCCACAUGUCAAAAGCAUUUUCCAUACAUUCAUUGGGUGUAAUUGUUUAAAAUAUGAUCUGGAUCCUUUAUUUUUAUAGUUUGUGUUAAUGGACCUCCUGAGUUCCAAUGCUACAUACAGUAUGUUUAUAAAGCUGCUCAAUUGUACUGAGGGCAAGGAUGGCAGACAUUUCCAUAACCUUGGGCUCUGUGGUUCUGGUGGGGAUUGUGAGAGGCAUGGUGACAGAUUAAGGGCUUAAAAUUAGAAAAAUGUGACUGGGAGAACUGGCACUUGGCUUGGGGCAGGUCCAGUACUUUGUCCUAUGUUCCACAAAUGCAGAAAGAAACUUCAUAACCACCAGUCUAUUUCAGAACAACUUCUGGUUUUGACCAAUAAAUACAUUGUAGUGAAGUUUAUUGCCAAAACAAAUGUAAUUUUACUUGUUUAAUGAAAGAUAUUGGCAACCAAGAUUAUACAGUACCACUCACACCGGAGGGAUGAGCACAUCCCAGUGAGUGUUCAAGUGGCACGUCAUCGUGAAUCUGUCCUCCAGUCCAUGUUCACUCUUUGGUUAGGGCAGUGCCUUGGGCAAGCUAACGACACGACACUUACAAUGUGUGAUGUUACGUGUAUUAUCCUUGUUUAAGCCAGGCUUCUAUCUGAAGUGUGGUUUACAUGAUCAACAAGCAUGUGUUUUCACCCAGUUUUAAUUGCCUUCCGUCUUGAUUUACUGUGACAAAGAAGAAUAGCACACUUGCUUUACAAACACAUAAGUGGUAUUAUGGUCGCCUUACAUAAACCAAGUGUGGUUUCCUCAAUCGCACAUGAUGCCAGAUGACAUCCACUCCUCUGACAGCCUCAUACGCUGGAGUGAAUACAGUAUAGCAGGUUCUGGGCCUCCUCCAUCAAUGCCUUCUCCCAUUUCUGUUACAAUUUGCAAGCUGUAUGGGCACGACAUGCAGCUAGAUCCUCGUUAUCAAGGGUAUCAUCAGGUCCAAGGGUUUAUCAGUCACUGCAUAAUUGGGGCGCUAAUGAAUCUAAUGAACAGUGAAAUAUCUUAAUGGUAUAAUAAAAGGUGGGUGAGGUGAGUUUUCUUUCCCAUGCUCCUGAAAUGUGAUUUGCAACAUU